GGGGUCGAAAAAAAUCAGUCGGUUUAUACAAGCUCUUGACAACGAUGUUUGAACUGUCCUGGGUUUUUUUAACUGUAUCGAGAAAGAUUCAGAUAUCAAUGAAUACUUUAACAGUGCAUAACCUAAGACAUUACUGUCUACAACCCACAAACUCUACUAAGAACCUUCAGUUCAGAAAAACCAUGAAUCGCCGCUUAACCUUUGUCGUCGAAUAGAUUGGACAUUGGAACGUAGAGGAUAUUAACAAAGAAUUUGUUUUUAGCUCAAGCGCUUACACUGAAUUUUCGAGCACGAUGCACAGAGAAGGCGGUAGAUCUUACAAAGCUAUCCAACCUCCUAUUGGUGUUGUUUAUAAUUUCUUGCAGAAGAAAGCACGUGUGAGGGUAUGGCUGUAUGAACAGUGUAACUUACGAAUUGAAGGAGUGAUAAUUGGUUUUGACGAGUACAUGAACCUAGUGUUGGCUGACGCUUGUGAAAGGCACAUGAAGUCAGGAGCUAAAAGACCUUUGGGAAGGAUCCUCUUAAAAGGAGAGACGAUAACGCUCGUCCAGGUUGCGAAUUAACGGAGUUAUUUCAGAUUCUGAUAAAUCACUGUUAAUAUUUCCCACUUUGUACGUUAAAGUACAUAUAAAACCAUUUGAUGUAAUUCUUUGUAGUGUUAGACUUGUUUCUUUAACGUGUUAUUCGUAAUAAUUCAACUCUCCAGUGAUAUCAUAUAUAAGAGGAUAUGGCGAAGGUUAUCGUUGCAUUCAUAUUCGACCUAUUAAGAUGUCUAAAACUGUAUCAUUUCCUGUUCACUUUGUUAGCAAUAACUUAUCAUAUUAAUGACUUCCAAAUCAUUCACAGAUCACAUUUAAGGAAAAUUGUUUUGCUUUAUCAAACGAAAAGGUAUUGCUCUGAAAAUAGACGAAAGUAGUUGUAG
Schistosoma curassoni is the source of this 922-nucleotide messenger RNA. NCBI's taxonomy places the organism in Eukaryota, Metazoa, Platyhelminthes, Trematoda, Strigeidida, Schistosomatidae. The record is from the annotation of a GenBank genome assembly.